AUCUGAUGAUUAUAUAUUCUGCUUUCUUUGUGAGUUGAUUUUUACUUUCCAGGAGCAGCGGGCUAUGCUAGAGAAUGAGACUUUGCACAGACAGGCAAAUUGUUUUUGCAACAAAGUUUCUUAUACUUCAUUGAAUCAACUAUGAUAAGAACUAUAUACAACGCAUUGCUGGUUGAGGAGCUUCAGGGUUUCUUUCCAUCAACUAAUCGAUCAGUUCCAUCUUAUCUCAAAUAUUGUCCUAUUGAAGGGAAGAAUUGUAUCACAGGCAACGGUGUUGCUAGCUCUGAUGUGACAUGUAGCUACACAGUUGGAAGGGGAAACUCAGACACCACAUUGGAUUUAGGGUAAUGUAUUCUUUUGCAUUAAUUUGUACGUUAAGCUGGGAAUAACAUCGAAUGAUCAUGGAAACCAUGUAAUUUUAAUACCUUUUAGCUUGGUCAGUUGGUUGCUUUCAACCUUAAUCUAGCCUCCUUUAUCAAGGCCUACAUUUAAACCUUGUAAAAGAUAGAAUUAUCAAAAUGGAAGCUACCUUGUUUUCUUUUAUUACCUUACCUGUAUGUCUCUAUCCAUUCAUAUCUAUAUGGUUCUUUAUUUCUCCUUACCUUAUGGUACCAUGGUAGGAUACAUAUUAAAUUACUUGAAGUUGUUUUACCUAGGAGGGUCUCCUAUCAACUCUUCUUCUGCCAGGUUGUUUGCUGAUCAUUAUCACAAGAGAAAAGAACCCGAAAGAGAAAACAUUCCAAUGACUCAGAGACCCAGUUACAGUUGCUGUGAUCCUUUUGCAUCAUGUUGUCAUCCAGAAACAGAGAAGUUAUCAAAAUGCAGGUGUAGAUGUUACCCUUUGGGUGAAGUUUUAAGGUGAUGGAUAGAUACAUAGUUAUUCCUCUAAGUUUUGCUCAUCAAAUGAAAAAUGUUGGGAGAACAUUACAAAAUUGACUUUUCUUUCUGUCUUGUAUCAUAACUACCUCAGACUUGCUGUAUUGCAGCUCUCUUUUCUGAUUAAAACAAAUUAGAGGGA
Rubroshorea leprosula is the source of this 1018-nucleotide messenger RNA. The record is from the annotation of a GenBank genome assembly. NCBI's taxonomy places the organism in Eukaryota, Viridiplantae, Streptophyta, Magnoliopsida, Malvales, Dipterocarpaceae.